AUGCCGACGGCGCUGCGGGAUGUGGGAGCCGCCCUCACCUGCCUCCAGCUCCUGGCGCUGCUCGGGGGCGCGGAGAUGUGGGAACGGGAUGAGAUGCGGCUGGAAGCCAUCAAAAAGGGGAUCCUGGAGCGCCUGGGGAUGCCGGCACCCCCCGUGAUCCGGCACCGCCUGGACCCUGAGAGCACCCGGCGAGCGCGGUUGCUAUACCGGCACCGAAUGGCCGAGCUGACGGGGAACCGGACCCGGGAGGAGGGAGCUGUGGCCGGGGCCACGCAUCUGCAUCUGUUGGAUGUCUCCCAGGGCCAUCAAGACCUCCGGGAAGAGCUGGACCCCCGCGGUCCUUACCGUUACCAACUCCUCCUCUCCCGCUCUGAGGUUUUCCACCGCCAGCUUCGCGUGGUGCAAGCAGAGCUGAAGCUCCUCAAGAUGUUACCGGCAUCCCCCGGUGUCCCCCUGCUCGAUGCCACAGUGCCCCUCCGGGUCAGCAUCUAUACAUUUGAGGGGGUAGACAGGACCCCCCAGCUCCUGCGUAACCAAGAGCUGGACUGCAACGCCCCUAGCCUGGACCUCACCGAGGCUGUGAAGCCCUGGGUUGCUGGCCCCGAGGCCACGCUGCGGCUGGAGCUGGCCUUCACGGCCAACGUCUCAGCCUUGUUGGCCACCACGAGGGGGCAGAACCUGGUCCUGGAGGUGAAAACUCAAGAGCCCGCGGGACGGGGAGCCCGGAGAGCCCGGAGAGUCCGGAGAGCCCGGAGAGCCCAGGGGCUGGAGGAGGAGUGCGGGAAGAGCGAUGGGAAGUGCUGCCUACGGUCACUGAAGGUCUCCUUCCAGGACAUCGGGUGGUCGGACUGGGUAAUCGCCCCCACCAGCUAUUCCAUGCGUUUCUGCGAGGGUUCCUGUCCCCACAACUACAAACCAGCCAGCAUGCAUGCCCAAAUCAAGGCCCGCUUGCACGCCCUCUCCAAAGCCACCCCCGCACCCUGCUGCGUCCCCGCCGCCUACGACCCCAUGCUCCUGAUGCACUACGAUGGCGAGGGCAGGCUGGUGUCCACCCUCUUUGAGGAUAUGCUGGUCACGCGUUGUCACUGCGCCUGA
Messenger RNA from Mesitornis unicolor (brown roatelo), 1095 nucleotides. RefSeq names its product growth differentiation factor 15 (gene GDF15). Bases 1 to 1095 code for a protein of 364 amino acids. NCBI's taxonomy places the organism in Eukaryota, Metazoa, Chordata, Aves, Mesitornithiformes, Mesitornithidae. Gene Ontology annotation, biological process: SMAD protein signal transduction. Gene Ontology annotation, cellular component: extracellular region. The transcript has 2 exons. Gene Ontology annotation, molecular function: growth factor activity; cytokine activity. The record is from RefSeq and is a predicted model, not a curated record.